Messenger RNA from Effrenium voratum, 1440 nucleotides. The record is from the annotation of a GenBank genome assembly. Lineage: Eukaryota; Dinophyceae; Suessiales; Symbiodiniaceae.
AUGGAGGACUCCGGCGUGGUGCUGGAGGCGCAGCGCAAGGCUCACCCAGAGCUUGGGGAGACCUUGGAGAAAAUCGAGAAGUAUGUCACCAACAAGCUGUAUCACCAACUGACUCAGACCCUCUUGGAGUACCUUUCCAGCCCGACCUUUGCGGGGGCGUCCGCCGCGCCGGAGCUGAAAGACUUUUUCGAAAGUUUCAUCAAGGACUUUGAGAACAAAUUCGACAAGGUGCGAUGGGUGCAGAUUUUGUCCAUUGUGACGAAGCCCCAGACACCCGCGGUCGCCUUGGAGAUCCUCGCCCCCUUCGAGGCCUCCAUGGCAGAGAGCAGAGACGCCAAGUACCUGUGGCAGACCUUGAAGGGUGAGAAGCUCACCUAUGCGGGAGAGACUGAUGCAGCCAAGGAGCUGCUGGACAACCUGGGCGCCGAAAUCGAGGCGGCCUACGAGGUUCAGGCGUUGAUCCAAUCCCACUACCACAAGACCAUGGCGCUCCUCUACAAGACCUUGGCGCGGCCCCAGGAGUUCUACAAGAGCUCGAUCCUGUACUUAGCCUUCACUCCGCUCGAGGCUAUCCCUGUGGAGGAGCGGCCUCGCAUUGCCUUCGAGACGGUGGUCUCUGCGCUGGUGGCGGAGGAGGAGUUCAACUUUGGUGAGUUGACUCAGCAGGAGAUCAUCCCGUCCUUAGAUGGCUCUCAAUAUGCCUGGGUGCGGGAGCUGCUCCAGGCCUUUAGCGACGGGAAAUUCGAGACGUUUGAUGCAGCUAUCGCCAAGAACAAGGCCCAGAUGGAAGCUACGCCCGAGCUGAAGUCGGCUGGCGAUACGCUCAGGCGGAAGAUGUGCGCCUUGUCGCUCAUGGAGCUUGCAUUCAGGAAGCCCAAGAAGCAGCGGCGCCUCAACUUCGCAGAGAUCGCACAGCACUGCCGCGUCGGCGCCAGCGAGGCCCUUUUCGUGCUCAGCCACGCAGAGGAGGGGCUGGAGGUAAGACUCUUGGCCGAGCCGCUUUACCUGGCAGAUGCAGCGAGGGGCGGCCAGAAGCCGGAUGUGCUUCACCCGUGGCCCAUCCGAGAUGUCGCCGAAGAGCAGCGGAAGCGUGAAGCAGGUGCCUCAGCUGGGGUGAUCCUGCGAGACGGACUUGAGUUCCUCGUGGAGGCAAGCCCUUCCGUGCUCCCGCCGGAGGUGGAGGUGGGUGUUUUCAUCGGGUUCUUUAGUGCUUCGCACACCAGCAACGAGGCCAAGGUGGAAGACUGGAUGCUGUCUGGCGGCACGCCGCCAGAGCACAACCCUCUCCGCCUUUGGACCAUGUUCUCCUAUCAGUACCCUGGUGGCGUCAUUCAGCCGGACGACUUGGGCGACUCUUGCUUCGGAGAGGCCUGGCGAGCGGAGUUCUGCGCUCGCGUUUGGACCUGCGGCAGCACGCUUCGCUGCGGGCUACCGCCUUGA